UACGUACUUUAUUCGAUAAAAAUAUGACCAGUAUAGGGUGUAUACAUGCAUAUACAUGCAACAAUUGUAUGGAAUUUAGAAAUAGCGUCUGCAUUUCUAGUGAGAACGAGAGCAGUAGGAACGACGGCAAUUUCUCUAGGAAUGUGGACAGUCUCACUAGACAGUAAGCGUUUACAACAACGGUCUUCUAGUCUUCCAACAGAAACGACGUUACCAGCAGCUCGACGUCUUUCUCUCAGGAAAGAGUCGUUGAAGAGAAAGUGUGCACGAUUUCAACGACCUCUCACGUAUAAAGAGAAGCGACUUCUCUACGCCCAACUGGUCGUCGACGACAAGAACCGAAUCAUUUGGUGUCCGGUGAGAAAAGCGGGUACGACGACGUGGCGAAUCGUCAUGCUCAUUCUGAUGGGCAAGUUCUCGAGCGUGAGCGCCGCUUUGAAUCACGUCAUGCAUAAUGACUUCAAAUAUGUAACGCGCCUGAGUAAUAAGUACCACAGCAAUGCGGCUAUCGACUACAGGUUGAAGCACUACACAAAAUUUAUGGCCUACAGAGAGCCGCUUGGACGCGUCGUUUCCGACUACAGACAGAUUAGACUUCACGACACCGAGUUUCGUAAACGAAUAUGCAAAGAAACAUUUCGCUACAACCAAAUCUUUAAUCUCAAUGCACAACAUCAGAGCGAACGUAACCCGGAUGCUUGGACAAACGUCACCUUUCCCCAGUUUGUUAACUUUGUCACUCGUUUCUUUGGCGACAAGAGAAGGUACCUAGACCUCGACAUACACUGGAAACCAACGAAUCUAAUCUGUCAUCCGUGUCGUAUUGACUAUGAUUAUCUCGUGGACUUGGAGAGUCCUGGUGUUGUCGAGGAGUCUGCUUACGUUCUCAACGCUCUUGGAGCUCCCUCUUGGUUAAGCCUGCCACAAGAAAACCGAUCGGGAAACGAGACAAAGUACAGCUUUCUCUCUCAACUCUCGACCGCUCAAUUCGAGCGUCUUCGCGCUCAAUACGACGACGACUACGAUAUAUUUGGCUACCAACGUGUCAAUCAAACCUCUGGAUAACGUCGUAAUAACAAUUGCUCGUGGAGUUUACUAAAUAUUUGUCACAAGCCUACGUUGGUACUUA
Corticium candelabrum is the source of this 1129-nucleotide messenger RNA. Its product is annotated as carbohydrate sulfotransferase 8-like. Gene Ontology annotation, biological process: carbohydrate biosynthetic process. NCBI's taxonomy places the organism in Eukaryota, Metazoa, Porifera, Homoscleromorpha, Homosclerophorida, Plakinidae. Gene Ontology annotation, molecular function: sulfotransferase activity. The record is from RefSeq and is a predicted model, not a curated record. Gene Ontology annotation, cellular component: membrane. Bases 46 to 1065 code for a protein of 339 amino acids. The transcript has a single exon.